GGACUCUUAAGGACAGCCACACAUCAGUCACCAUGGAAGCUCUGCUCUACAAGCCCAUUGACCGAGUCACCAGGAGUACCCUGGUCCUCCAUGACCUGCUGAAGCACACACCUGCGGACCACCCAGACUACCCACUGGUCCAGGAUGCCCUCCGCAUCUCCCAGAACUUGCUGUCCAGCAUCAAUGAGGACAUUGACCCCUGCCGGACUGCUGUCACAACCCCCAAGGGAGAGACGCGGCAGCUGGUGAAGGACGGCUUCCUGGUGGAAGUGUCAGAGAGCUCCUGGGGGCUGCGGCACGUCUUCCUCUUUACAGAUGUCCUACUGUGCUCCAAGCUCAAGAAGACAUCUGCAGGCAAGCCCCAGCAAUAUGACUGCAAGUGGUACAUCCCCCUGGCCGACCUGGUGUUUCCAUUCCCUGAGGAAUCCGAGGCCAGCCCCCAGGUGCAUCCCUUCCCAGACCAUGAGCUGGAAGACAUGAAAAUGAAGAUCUCUGCCCUCAAGAGUGAAAUCCAGAAGGAGAAAGCCAACAAAGGACAGAGCCGGGCCAUCGAACGCCUGAAAAAGAAGAUGUUUGAGAAUGAGUUCUUGCUGCUGCUCAACUCGCCCACAAUCCCAUUUCGGAUCCACAGUCGGAAUGGAAAGAGCUACCUGUUCCUAUUGUCCUCGGACUAUGAGAGGUCAGAGUGGAGAGAAGAAAUUCAGAAGCUACAGAAGAAGGAUCUCCAGGCCUUUGUCCUGAGCUCAGUGGAGCUGCAGGUGCUCACAGGAUCCUGUUUCAAACUUAGGACUGUACACAAUAUUCCUGUCACCAGCAAUAAAGACGACGACGAGUCUCCGGGACUCUAUGGCUUCCUCCAUGUCAUCGUCCACUCUGCCAAGGGGUUUACGCAGUCAGCCAACCUGUACUGUACCCUGGAGGUGGAUUCCUUUGGCUAUUUUGUCAGCAAAGCCAAAACCAGGGUGUUCCGGGACACCACAGAGCCCAAAUGGGAUGAGGAGUUUGAGAUUGAGCUGGAGGGCUCCCAGUCCCUGAGGAUCCUCUGCUACGAGAAGUGCUAUGACAAGACCAAGGUCAACAAGGACAACAAUGAGAUCGUGGACAAGAUCAUGGGAAAAGGGCAGAUCCAGCCUGCUCCUAGACCAUUGAUUCCAGGAAGGAGUGAGUCAGGCUUAGGGAAGAGAAGGCAAAUUUGUGCUGUCCCAGAGAGAGCCCCCAACCCACGGGGAGAAAAGGAAAGAUGA
Molecule: messenger RNA, 1244 nt
Organism: Suricata suricatta (meerkat)
Lineage: Eukaryota; Metazoa; Chordata; Mammalia; Carnivora; Herpestidae
Product: active breakpoint cluster region-related protein-like
Exons: 1
Coding region: 33-1244 (403 amino acids)
Biological process (GO): positive regulation of GTPase activity; intracellular signal transduction
Cellular component (GO): membrane
Molecular function (GO): guanyl-nucleotide exchange factor activity; GTPase activator activity
Source: RefSeq, a predicted model, not a curated record